Messenger RNA from Cyprinus carpio (common carp), 3845 nucleotides. RefSeq names its product zinc finger protein 574-like. NCBI's taxonomy places the organism in Eukaryota, Metazoa, Chordata, Actinopteri, Cypriniformes, Cyprinidae. The coding region runs from base 150 to 3449 and encodes 1099 amino acids. The record is from RefSeq and is a predicted model, not a curated record. The transcript has 7 exons.
UAAAUGACGUGUUUUUGCGAGCACGCUUGACUUCAGUGGAAUUCUAUUGGCGGACUUAAAAAAGUGCUGCGGACCAAUGACGUCGCGUUUUGUUGAGACGUUCCUAAUAACAUUUCUGACAGAUACGAAAGGAGAAGGCCAUAAUCGCCAUGGAGUCAUCUUCAGUGUACAUGUGCUUUCCCUGUUAUCAGGAGUUUCCUACUCUUGAGGAAGUGCUUGCACAUCAGAUGACCUGCACUGCAGAGAAUCCACAACUGCUGCCCAAUGAGACGCCGAUCGAGGCUGCAGCUGCCGCCGCUGGUCUGGCACAGGUGGCGAUGCAGGCUGUGUCAGUUCCCCAGAUCCAGACUCAGACAGCUGUUGAUCUGUCAUCUCUGCUAGAACAGAAGAAAACGCUUCAGGCGGAUGCUCCUCGUGUUCUGUAUCAGUGCGCUGACUGUGAGGUUCUCUUUGAUGCUCUGUCACUUUGGCAGCAUCACCGCAAGAUGGGCUGUUGUCUUGAGACGGGACCUGGGCCUGGAGGAGAGCAGAGUAGAGAAAGUGUUGAAACAGCAACUCAGCCGGUUCCUUCCCAUCCAGAAUAUCAGGCACAGAAUGCACACGAACAGAUGGAGGCGAAAGAUGAGGGAAGGCAGGCUGAAAUGAAUAUGGAGAACACUACUCAAGUAUUUGUGGCAGCAGGAGAGGUUUCUGAAAGAGUAGACGCACCUGAUGGUGUUCCCAGUGAACCUCCAGAGACUUCGGACACCCAGGAAACUGCACCUGUGGAGUCCUCAGCUGAAGAAAACAGUUCUGCCACAAGGCGCAGGGGCCAGAAAAAGGCUAAGCCCCCCUCCAGCCUGCUCUGCGUGGAGUGUGGGCAAAGCUUCAGCCUGGUUCCAGAGCUUGUGACUCACCGCAAGACUCAGCACGGCUUGAAGGAUGCCAUACACCGCUGCACGGUGUGCGGAGAGGGCUUCCUCAACACCACUCUUUUCCUCUAUCACCGAAAGCAGCACCGCUCAGAGGUGGAGGAUAAACCCAAGCAGGCUCAACCAGCCAUUCCUCAGCUCUCCACAGCCAUGCUGGAGGCCCCAGGUGAGGGACUCUUGCUUUUAGCCGCAGCUGGAGAAGGCCAGAGCCUAAUGGAGGUGACCACUCUGGAACAAACCAUAACUGAGACCCCUGUAGCACACGUGGAGGUUGAGCUGGACAAUGAUGGGAUGAGAGGAUCCGAGGCUCUUCAGACUGAGCAGGAACCUGCAAUGGAAGGCACAGAGGUUUUUGUGGAGAUGGUGGAGGAGAGUAAUGGAGCAAACCAGGAAGAAGGAAUGGAGGUGGUCAUUGAUAAGAUGCAAGAAGAUGUGGAGAUGGAAAAAAGCACUGUGGUUGAGGAGAUCCAAGGAGAGGUGGAAAGUAGCACAGACAAGAAACCUGGGAAAGCUCCAUCUUCGAGCACAGAAGGACAGCAUUUCCUUUGCCAUCAAUGCGGAUCUGUUUUCACCAGUGUCCAGAAGUUGGCCCAGCAUCGCAGAACUGACCACGGCCUGGAGGCGGCGUUGCACACCUGCGAAGAGUGCGGGGCUGAGUAUAUCAGCACCACACAGUUUUUGUACCAUCGGCGGGAGCAUAAGAAUGCAGCUGCGAAGGAACCUGGGAAAGCUCCAUCUCCGAGCACAGAAGAACAGAAUUUCCUUUGCCAUCAGUGCGGAUCUGUUUUCACUAGUGACCAGGAGUUGGCCCAGCAUCGCAGAACCGAGCACGGCCUGGAGGCGGCGUUGCACACCUGCGCAGAGUGCGGGGCUGAGUUCAUGAGCACCACACAGUUUUUGUACCAUCGGCGGGAGCAUAAGAAUGCAGCUGCGGGACAGCCACCCGCUAGUGAAGUGAAAGGCAGACUAUACCCUACUGCAGCUCCAGCUGUUGUUGUGAAACCCAGAGACAACGUGAACCUCAGACAACCAGCAGCAGCAGCAGCGGCUGCAGACGGCGCCAUUGAGGCUCCUGCCAAGCUGAGCCGCGACUGGUCACGCACCGCCCUGCCACACGAGUGUCCACAUUGUGGGCAGGGCUUUACGCGGCGCAGCCGUCUGCGUGAGCAUGUGUUCCAGCACACAGGUGAGAAACUCUUUAACUGCAAAAUCUGCAAAAAGAGCUUCCCAUCUCCGGCCAACCUGCUACGUCACAACCUGACCCACGGAGGAUCUCGCGUAUUCAGCUGUCCCCUCUGUGACAAGCGCUUCUUCCAGCCGACAUCACUCAAACGCCACAUGCUGAUUCACCAGGGGGGUGAAAGCCAGGAGCGCAAGGUCAGAGGCAGAGGAAAAGGCAGGGGGCAAUCAAGCGAUGGGCGUCUGCACAUCUGCCCAGAAUGCCCAGCCAGCUUCAAGUUUGAGGCCCAGCUGAACAGUCACAGACUCCUACACACCAGCCAUCCAUUCCCUUGCAAUGUGUGCGGGGAGGCAUUUAUACGACGCAAAGAGCUGGACCUCCACUCUCUCAUCCACCAAGAUAAAGAACCAAAGACGUGUCCUAACUGCAGCUCUCAGUUCCUGAAUCAGACAGUGCUGGACACACACCUUCAGCGCUGCACAGGGGAGGAGAUGGGCCACCGCAAAUAUAAAGGUCAGGGAAGAGGCAAGGUGGGAGGUCAGCUGGAGUGUGACAUGUGUGGCCACCGCUGCGUGACUCAGGAUGGUCUUGACCUGCAUCGCCUCUCCCACACGGGUCAGACACCCCUGAGGUGCCCACUUACCCCCUGCAGACGUCGCUUCGCCUCCAGUGCUGCUCUAGGGGAGCAUCUCUUGGCCCACUGCUGUGGAGCAUUAGGCAAACGAAACGCCCCACGCCGAUUCACCUGUGAGUUCUGCGGGAAGGAGUUUGCCUACGUUUCCACCUUCACCGUUCACAUGAGGACGCACACCAACGAGAGACCCUUUGAGUGCACUUAUUGUGGGAAGCGUUUCCGGCAGCUUCCGCACCUGCAGGAUCACGAGCGCAUUCAUAGCGGCGAGCGGCCGUUCACGUGCUGGGUGUGCGGUAAAAGCUUCAGUGUAGCAGCGAGGCUAACGGAGCACGCCCGUGUGCAUAGCGGCGAACGACCGUACAUCUGCCCUAGGUGUCCCACCGCCUUCCGCUCACGACCCAACCUCGACAAACACAUGCGUCUGCACGCCAACGACCCCGUGGAUCCUUCCGCACAGAACAUGGAUGAUGAUGCAGCAGUGCAGACCAUCCUCUUAGUACAGGAGUCUACUUCAUCUUCACCAUCCUCCUCCUCAUCCGCUGUGCCUGUGGUCCAGGAGGGCAUGUUGGUGGCAGAGGAAGGCAGCUCCUCUGUGGUCUUCCUGCACCCCAACCUUACCAUGCCCACCAUCACUGUGCCAACUAUCUCAGUUCCCAACAUCUCUGUAGUGGCAGGUCAGGAUGUGCCUCACACUAUUGAGGUUAUCUUAGAGGAGACUGUGUAAAAACAUAAUCAGAUGAAUGCAAAGGGGACAUGGGGUGGGGGUUGAACAUUAUUAUUAUUAUUAUUAUUGUUGUAUUUUAUUUUUUAUUUUUUGAAAGAGAAAGGCAGAUUCAGCAAUAGGUAAAACAAUAGGUCAGGACUUAACAAAAGUUUAUAUGUGAAUUUCUGAGAGAUGCCUUGUUGAUUUAAGAUGUAUUUUGCUUUUGCAGUUUAGAAGUACAACAACUUAGCAUCUUUACCGUGGAAAAAAAUUAAAUCACAAAGGUUUUUGCCAAUGUAUGGCAAUGUGGUAAUUAUGCUGUGAUUUUAUCUUCUGAUUUGAAUGUUUUAUCUGCCUUUAAUACAAAAAGUGGACCAUAAUUUGUGGUGUUUAAUUUUAAUAAAAAGUUUGAGUUUG